UGCUCAGUUAACCUUAACUUCACGGCAUGGCGCGUCUUUCACUGCCCAGCGGUAGAUGUGGAUAGGUUUUUAGGUCGUUUUUGUCAUUUUAUGUUUUAUUGUGUGUUGCGGACAGACAUGUGCGUCUGUGAAUAUGAUCACAUCCUGCUGAGCGCUUUUGUGCGCACGUUCAUCUGAGCCUCUUCUUCAUUUAGCGCUUUUUUCAAUCAUUAUUUCUAUCUGUUUUCUAUCCACAUGUGGACAUAUUGAAGGAUUAUUUGUGGUUUAGACCUCUCGAUGUGAGAUGAAACCCAGAUAAGAUGUUAUAUAAACCGAAUAAGGCAAAAGAGAGGACGCGCAUUUUGGCACGUGAAGAAUAAAGCAUAUGAGCAAUCCCAUGCACGGAAUAUAAAGAGGCAAACAGACACUGGCUAUGGAUGUUUUCUGCAUUAUUUAUGAUAUCCUGGUUGCAUUUAUAAUAUAGUAACAUGCAGAUUCAUAUAUUGUGCAAUGUAUGGAUAUGUUGUAACCUGAGUUAUAGUGAAUUGUAAUAUAGCCUAUUAUAUAUAUAUAUAUAUAUAUAUAUAUAUUCAGAUGAGAUUCCUUAUUUAUAUUUAAGAAGUUAAUAAAAUGAUGGCAAUCCAUUAACACCCCCAUUUUAUUUAAUUUUAUUAUAUAGGUAUGCUAUAAUAUAGCAAAUCUCCUCUUUCCUCCUGACAUUGGGGGUUAAGGUUGGCAUCUAUUUGUUUGACAUAAUUUCGUAAUUAGUAUUAGUAGUUUAUUAGGGCUACUUUAGAAGACCGAAGAGACAGUCAGGAUACUUUAGAGACCAUAAUCAGCUUAAAGUUUCCAGGUUUACAGCAGCUAUAACUGGUUGGCACAUUGGCCCUGUGCAUUCCCAUUGCUUUCUAGCCCCAAAGUUGCUUUUAUAGCUGUUAUUAUAGCUAUUAUUCUAGUGGUUCUAGAGUAAUGGACAUGAAUAACGAUGAUGGUUCCUCCAGCGAUGGCAUGGAGAUGGAGAUCAUGCCUGGCUAUACGGAGCUCAUCACAAGGGCAUAUUCCGUCAUGUUCAGUGCCUUUAAAGACUGUAAAGACUGUGGACUGGAGCGGUCCAGAAGAACCUUGCUGGAUCACGCCGACAUCACCUGGAUCGAGAUCUUCAUGUUCGUCAUGUGUGCGGUCAUGUGGACGCAGAUGCGCAGGGGAUUGACUGCGUAUUUCUUUCAGCCUUUUGCACAAUGGUGUUGUCUCCAGCCCAAUGACAUCCCCAAGAUGCCGGAGAGCGCGUGGAAGCUGGUCUUCUACACGAUGUCGUGGUCAUAUAGCACCUAUCUUCUUUUUUUCUCUAACUAUUCAUUCUUCCAAAACCCUCCUUCUGUUUUUUACGACUGGAAGAGCGGGAUGCCAGUUCCCACAGAUAUCGCUAUAGCGUACCUGAUCCAGGGCAGCUUCUACGGCCAUUCCAUAUACGCCACCGUCUACAUGGACGCGUGGAGGAAGGACUCUCUAGUCAUGGUGGUGCAUCACUUCAUCACGCUGGCCCUCAUCACAUUCUCCUAUGCCUUCAGAUACCACAACAUAGGCAUCCUAGUCCUUUUUCUUCACGAUAUCAAUGACAUUCAACUGGAGUUCACCAAACUCAAUGUCUACUUCAAGACCCGGGGCGGGAAAGACUACUUCUUCAAUGACGUGCUGUCCAACAUGGGCGCCGUUAGCUUUAGCAUCACCUGGUUUUGGUUCCGUUUGUACUGGUUCCCGCUCAAAGUGCUGUGGGCCUCGUGUGUUACCAGCAUCAAGUCCGUUCCCCACAUCCCUUUCUACUUCUUCUUCAACACACUGCUCUUCAUCCUGCUCAUCAUGAACAUCUACUGGUUCUUGUUCAUCGUGCUGUUUGUGGUGAAGGUCAUGACAGGCCAGAUGAAGGAGGUAAACGACGUCCGGGAAUAUGAGGAAGACCAGCAAAAGGAAAGGAAGAACGCUGAUGAUCAGAACUCUGCUGAAGGGAAACACGUGCAGAAUGGAAUUGAUAAGAAGAAACAUCUGUAAGGUCUCAGUAACGCCACCUGCAGGCAGUUAAGGAUGGUUACAUGGUGCAAGGUGACCUAGUUUGAUUCCGACCCAAGAGAACAGUCAUGCAGAGAACAAGAGGAAACAAAUCGACCAUGAUCAGUGUUUUGUUUCUAUUGCUUGUUUUUUUAAAUCACUGUUAUUAUAAUUGUAAUCAUAGCACUGUGAAUGUUAUUUGGUGUUCUUUGUCUUAUAUAUUGCUCUGAAAAAUGUAGGAUAGUUAAAUCCCUGCAUGGGAAAUCUCCCAUAAACUGGUAGCUGUGAAACAAGGUUUCUAGCUGGUCCUUAGUUGGUUGACCAGCUAACAUGUUCCAAAAACCACCUUGGAACAGCACACCAUGUUCCCAAACACAGCUACCAUCUUAACCUGGAUUUUCCAGCAGGGAUUUGGGAAAGUUAUCAAGAACUUAUGGGUGGUGGAUGUGUUUGAAGACAGCAGAACACACAAUAACCAGGUUUUGUGGUCUUCAUCUGGGACCACAGUUUGUUUGAUUAGGAUUAGACAUUUUUGGAUGUUUCGUUGUAUUUUUUUUAAAUUCCAGGAGUGAAGGUGUUGUAAAGGGAAAGGGUUGGACGUAUUCUGUUGUAGUGAGUACUAGUGCAUGAAUCAGCUGGCUUGUUUUUAAAUAUGUACUAACUUAGCCUACACAGGUACAGCCGCUCUCCAAACAGCCUGACCUGCGUCAAUCAAAAAAACGCUUGUGCUGUAUUAGCGUGUUUUGAACGUACGUGACUGAAAGGCGAUCGCUUUGAUGUUUGGAUUACAAUAUCUGUCUGAAAAUACUGCUUGCAUUCCUUACGUGGAAAACGAAUUGUCUGUUUUGUUUUCCUUUUUUUAACCCCCCACAAGCGUCCGUUCUUGCAAUGGUGGCAUCCACGCUAGCUACUGAUUGGCUAUUGCGAUUAAUAUAAAUAUAGAUUCAGAACUCUUAGAUCAUGGAAACCAAUUGAGUUUUUUAACAUGGAGAUACUUUUUAACGACCUAAAAAAAUGAAUCCAACCUGAAGUAUUUAUGCAAAUGCUGUAUUCAGGAAUGCAUGACCUCUGAGAAACUUGAAAUAUGCUGUAUGAUAAAAAACUUAAAGGCAAAGUAGAACUGAUAUUAUCUGUUGUACGUUAUUGAUCACUCCACAAUAAUUGCAAUGUAUACUUGAAACGCCUACUGUAUCAAAUGCUUGUGUGCACAUCGAGAUUUCUGUUUCGAAAGCGUUCAGGUGAAAUCGUGCGCAAAUGCAGACGAGAUCCAUCUGCCGUUGUGGUGACGUCUUCCGUUAUCAAGGCUAGCUUGUGCUAAGAGUUAGCCGUUUGCGAAUUUGGUCAUUUUGUCUUGAUGUUUUGUUUUGGGGUUUUCGUUUAUGCUUUGUUUAGCAAUUCAAAUUGCUGCUGUUUUUUUUUCUCUUCCAACCGAGAACCUCCUAUAAAUGCGUUGCUAAUUGUUUAUACACAUUAUUAUUAAUGGUACUGUUGAAAGAGUAUAGUCUGGCCAUCUUCUGUUGUCUUAGCCGGCUUGGUCAAAACACUGGAAUUGCAGUUAAAUGCUGUCAUGGCUAGAUGGUAACCUUUGUUCUGUUAAACUUCGUAAGAUUUAUACGUUUUGUGUAUUUCCGUAGUUCCCAAGACGCACUCAUCGCUUAUUCCUAAAACCGAACCAAACGAGGGUUACCACCUAGCCAUGUAACCACUAAACGCCACACUGUUUUUAUUUUCUUGAUCAAAAAUGUCCUUAAAAAAUCCUGGAAUUGUUUGCGUUAUUUUUUUUUUUAUUAUUGUACACUUUAUAUAUAUAUAUAUAUAUAUAUUCGAUCAGAAUUUAAAGGAAUAUUCCGGGUUCAAAACAAGUGAAGCUCAGUCGACGGCAUUUGUGGCAUAAUAUUGAUUUCCACAAAAAGUAAUUUCAACUCGUCACUCCUUUUCUUUAAAAAAAACAAAAAUUGAGGUUCCAGUGAAACACUUACAGUGAAUGGGGGCCAAUUUUUGAAUGUUAAAAUACUCACUUUUUCUUUUGCGUGUUAACAUGAUUUUAGUGUGAUAAAAUCA
This is a messenger RNA of Myxocyprinus asiaticus (Chinese sucker), 4083 nucleotides long. RefSeq names its product ceramide synthase 1-like. Gene Ontology annotation, cellular component: membrane. Gene Ontology annotation, biological process: ceramide biosynthetic process. Bases 949 to 2025 code for a protein of 358 amino acids. NCBI's taxonomy places the organism in Eukaryota, Metazoa, Chordata, Actinopteri, Cypriniformes, Catostomidae. The transcript is spliced from 7 exons. The record is from RefSeq and is a predicted model, not a curated record. Gene Ontology annotation, molecular function: sphingosine N-acyltransferase activity.